This is a messenger RNA of Pseudomassariella vexata, 804 nucleotides long. RefSeq lists its product as uncharacterized. The transcript has 2 exons. The record is from RefSeq and is a predicted model, not a curated record. Bases 1 to 804 code for a protein of 267 amino acids. Lineage: Eukaryota; Fungi; Ascomycota; Sordariomycetes; Amphisphaeriales; Pseudomassariaceae.
AUGCCCUGGUGGAUGCAACGACGGCAUAUUUUCAUCGGCACGCUCGCCAUUCUCCUUCCCACGGCCGCAGCCCAGUGCACUCGCGAAGGUCUCCUACUGGCAGCUGACACGUAUAUCGCCGCCCAAACGUCCGGCAACAUCGCCAGCCUCCCCCUUGCGACCACCAACUUUACCUACCAAGAAAAUAACAAAAAGGUUGACAUUAAAACCGGCAUCCUCAGCCAGCCCCUGAAAAUCGACCUCAACCGUUCCACGGCCGACACCGUCGCCUGCGCCAGCUACACCAUGUUUAUCUCGACUACGGGAUCUCAGCCCCAUGUAGUUGCUACACAGAUUAGACACAUCGACAAUGAUAGCAGCUCGAUUGCUCUCAUCGACACCAUCGCCGCCACUACGGGUGACCUGUUCUUCAACGCGGCGCAGACGCUCAACUACAUCCGUCAAGAAAACUGGACCACCAUAGAAGAUGCUUCACAGCGGCCAAGUCGGGACAUUCUUAGGAGGGCAGGUGAUGCAUAUCUGGAUAUGUGGACCAAUGCCACGGCGGCGGAUGCGAUCCCCUGGGGAACAGACUGUGAGCGAGUCGAGGGAUCGAUGUUGACGAGGCCGUGUGGGGGACAGCUGCCGAGGGGAGGUAGCACGAAACCGAAUGGGAGUAGGAGGUACGUCAUUGAUGAGACGAUGGGGUCUGUGGAUGUGCUGUGUGCUUUUGACUCAUUGGGAAAUUACCCCGAUAGCCAUGAGAUUAGGAUUGUGGCAGGGAAGGUGAAGUAUGUGCAUACUAUUACGGUGGAUGGAAAUUAG